AUGUCUCUUCCGGAGGGUGGUGGUGGCACCUUCGCCCUGCCCUCGCCCACCCAUGCUCAUCAGAUGGACGUAACGUCAGCUGUGCGAUCCCUUCGGCGUUCUAUUUCGAGAUCGCCAUCCCGCUUCCUUUCGCGAGCAUCGUCGCGCAACCCCGACGGCUUCACACCGGCCUCGCCCCAGUCGCCCUGUCGACGUUUCCGUUUGACGCCGUCACGGCAAAUUGAUCAUCAUCUCGCUAGCACAGCGCAUUCUCUCUCGCACUCGACCCCCGCCUCGGCGCCGCCAGCGCAUCCAGCUACAGCUCCUCCAGCUACUACGCUCACGCCAUUACGACCAAGCUCAAAACUGUCGCUUCGCUCGAGCGCCAAAGCAGCCAGGACGUCACCAUCCAGACAACUAGGAGGACGAGCUCGUCCUGCGCCACGAAGUCCACUGCGACGGGCGUUGAACGCGAGCCAGGAGCAAACCCCGGCGCCUACUCAGCGCUCACUCUUUUCAACCCCUGAACUUCCCAUGGGACAGGAGAACAACGUUCAGAAACUACACGCUUCAGAACCUACCCAUCAACGAACACCUGACAGGUCAUCCCGGCAUAGCCUUCAUCUCGACGUUUCGGGCUCAUCUGGGACUGCCUUUUUGAAGGCGCUAGACGUCAAGGCUGAAAUUGCUCCCACCAGCGCAGGCGGCUUGAAGAGGAACGAUGCUAUGAUGAACCUCGACCAGCCAUAUCAAGGGAGUCCGGUACCUAAGAGACGGAGUAUGCACGGCGCCUCGAAUCCAGAGCCUACCAGUGAGCGAAGCAUAUUUGAGGGCUCCAGCAGCCCAGCCGCGAAUACAGCUAGUUUCACAAUCCACGAGGACAGCAACGCUGGGACUCCGGAAGAACCAACCAAUUCAAACAACAUGGAUCGGUCAGAGACGCAGGCGGCUCCGCCGACACCUUCUCCAGGCUUCUCGAAGCGGCCAUCGUCAAUGCGUAAGUCAUCGAUGUUGCCACGGUAUGGCGAGAAGACAUCGUGGGGAAAGCGUUUUGGCCAGCGUCAUCUGGCCAAGUUGGAGAAUGAAGCUGUGUCGACGCCCCCCCGAACCCGUACGCCAAUAUUCACUGCGAAUUUUGAACCACCUACUGUUGGACCCUUAUUCGGCUCGACAACCCCCAUCGGAAACCCACCGACUCAGUCCACCAGCAUAUUCCAAUUUGCUGAGAACAAGAACGCAGCUGGUCAUCAUCCAUUGGCUCAGAGCACGACACUAAGUGCUUCAUCAUCGGGCAACAGUCUCACAGAAGAGACGUCUUCUGCCAUGCCCGCGCCACCACUGUUCAACAGGGCCUCGCUGCAUCCGUUCUCGCAAUCAUUGCCUUUGGGCGCUGAGCGGCCUUCUAACGGCUACUCGACCAUCCAACAAUCGACUCCCGCGCCCGGUAGUCUUUUAUAUCAGGGUGCCUUUGGUUCAACGGGUAUGGUAUCGAAGUUCAACCGCAAUCCUGAGCAAGUAGAAAAGAAAAUUGUCCCACCAGACACGCCUUGCAAGCCUUGGAGGAGGCCUUCCGAGCGCUUUUACACUUAUCCCUCGGCCGCCACUCCUUGUUCCAACAGGAAGACGAAGUCCAACAACCGGAACUCCUUCGCCGGAAUAUCGUCUCUGACUUUUCAACCGCCAGCGGAUGCUUCCCAGUCCCGGGAUGACAAGACAGACCAAGAACCAUCAAUCUUUGGUCGUCGUUCCAUCUUCUCGCGCACGAUCCGACAUGCUGAUGUCGACGGCGACGUGAAGCUUUCCGACGACAGCAAUUACGAGACUGCGGCGCUGUUCGGCACCCCAACCAAGAAUGGGUUGACCACAAGCUUCAGCAAUCUCAGUAACCUCAGCGAACUGAGCGAGAACUGCAGUGAUGAUUCACUAGAUAGCCCGUCUGCCAACCGCAGAAGCAACGGUACUCGCGACUCUCUGAGCUCGGCGAUGCGUCCCAUUGGUACGGCCAGCCCGCUUGCGGACAGUCGGACACCACGCACACCACAGGAAUUAUUUCUCCCCGAGAAUACCAGCCAGCUCUCCAUAUCGAACAACAAGCUAUCUCCAGCUACGCCAACAACCCAGCGUGAUUUUCGCUCCUCCACCGCCACUUUCUCCACACCAGUCCACGAUGAUUUCCGCGCCUCUACUAUGGCUCUGGAGCCUGCGCUACAAAGCCGAUUCGAUAAAGUUGAGCAUCUUUCUGAAGAGGGCGAGUUUUCUGUCAUCUUCAAGGUCACGGAGAAAUCAGAGCCACUGGACUUUUCUCUUUCACGCCGCCAAAGCCCGUCUUCAAUGAAAGAGCAGAUUUUCGUAGUCAAGAAGACGAAGCAACCAUACCAUGGCCGCCGUGACCGGGAAAGGAAAAUUCGCGAGGCGACGAUUCUCCGAGCUCUGCGGGACAACGAACACAUUGUGCAGUACGUGGCUGACUGGGAGGUGAACGAUCAUCUUUAUAUCCAAACCGAGCUUUGCGAGAACGGCAGUCUGAAGAACUUUCUCGACCUCAACGGGGACAAGGGCCGAGUGGAUGAUUUCUGCAUUUUCAAAAUUCUCCUGGAUCUGACCAUGGGCUUGAGAGAGAUUCACGCCGCAGGUUUCAUGCACCUUGACAUGAAGCCUGCCAACGUUUUCAUCACAUUCGAAGGAGACGUCAAAAUCGGCGAUUUUGGAUUAGCCCGUGAGCUUACGGACUGCUCGCCUCUGGACAUGGAAGGCGAUCGUGAGUACAUGGCUCCAGAGAUGCUACAUGGCGAAUUCAGCCCGUCAUCCGACAUAUUCUCUCUAGGGCUGAUGAUGGUCGAGUCGAUCACCAAUUGCUACGUACCUGGCAAUGGUGAAGUGUGGCACAGACUUCGCAACGAUGACUUGUCUUUCGUCCCAAGCCUGGCGUGGUCGGUUUCCUGCGAGACCAAUCCUGAACGGUCGAACCAUUACAGUACAGGAACCACCUCGGACAGUGUUUACAAUGCGGCUGAUCUAUUCGGAUCGCACAAGCGGUCUGAGCUGCUUGAGCCUCCUGUCUUCAUGGCAGAUCCUGACCACCCUGAGUCUCUGCGUGCCCUCGUCGAGUGGAUGAUCUCUAGCCAAAGCCAUCGUCGACCGACACCUGACCAGCUCCUUAACGUGGGAAGCUUGCAGUGGGUAGCGCAAAGACGCAAAGCGCCAGCGACAGUCUUCGAGGGGCGAUGGGGCCCAAUGGACUUGGGCAGGAAUGCGGAAAUCGAAAUCGUCGACACAGAGAUGACUGGUGUUUGAUUUGACACUAUAAGAAGUGAUCGGGGUUCCCUUGGAGUUCGGUCAUCAGCCGGGACAAGCUGAAAGGAAUCCAUUGGGCUAUGAGAGUCUGGCGUUGGAGGAAUACUUGCUCCUGUUACGAAUUAUGGUUCAUCAACGGCGUCGGGGGACGUUUCUGUGGAAUAGUCGUCGAGUUCUCUUCGGCUGGAGCGAUGAGAAUCAUGUAUAGUAUAUAUAACAUACCGGUGCGGGAGACGCAAGGCGCAAGGCGCAAGCAGGACCUGGGCCGGGAGAGGAUUUCAUUUGUUAUUCACGAGGCUUACGAAUGCAACGGCAAGAA
This is a messenger RNA of Emericellopsis atlantica, 3592 nucleotides long. RefSeq lists its product as uncharacterized. Bases 1 to 3273 code for a protein of 1090 amino acids. Gene Ontology annotation, molecular function: ATP binding; protein kinase activity. The transcript has 2 exons. Gene Ontology annotation, biological process: protein phosphorylation. The record is from RefSeq and is a predicted model, not a curated record. NCBI's taxonomy places the organism in Eukaryota, Fungi, Ascomycota, Sordariomycetes, Hypocreales, Bionectriaceae.